UCAUCUACCCACGACUUUUCUUCCUCAACUUUGUUCAUUUCUGCUACUGGUGAAAUCCAGCAGUUUGGUUUUGGCUGAAGCGGUUUUAUAGUGGAAAGCAUUAAAUGAACUAACCGAGUCGCCGCUUCCACAGCCGUGGGUAGCAAAUUAACCACUUGAACCUUGCCAUUCGCCUCUUUAACCCUCUCCCUACUCUCCGUCAUUCCUGAGAUGUAACACGGGCUCAGAAGCAGGUAGGUGUUCUUGUCCCGUCCACGCUUCUCACCUAUAAACCGUCAUCACUUGCACGUGCGUCCUGUGGGAGGUUCCCCUUACCUCCCUUGUGUUAAACACCCCCUUAAAUUGUAACGUUAUCAUAAACAGUCCAGCGUCGGGGGGUCAUAAUCGCCUCUCUCGGGCUUUACCGAGACUUCUCAUUGGACAUCAACACGCGACCGACGCGAGGAGGGGGGCUUCCAGGCGCGUGCCGCUUUUUAAACCGACGCCGCGCCUUGAGACACCAGAGAAGGAGUCUCGCACGCGACACUCACAUUCACACGGUGAGACAACAUAGCUGUGCGUGCCUCCGAAACUUUUUUUCUCCACAGUGUUUUUCUUGGGGGGAAUCAUGGAUGUCUUAACUGUGGAGGGCUGGAGCAAAUGCGCACGUGAGGUGCCGGCCACGCACUCGCGGCAGCAGAGUUGUGGGAGCCCCAGAGAGGUGGAGAGGGGAGGGAAGCAACAGUUCGAGGAGUCCCGCUACGAACCUGGGCUGACGCUCGUGGACAGCGAUAGCGACCCACGCGCCUGGCUGGCUUCCGCUUCUGGCACCUGUGCGGCACACGCCACUUCACCCGACUACCUGCGGCACUCGCCAUGUCCGAGUACCGGCUCCUACCACGAGAGUGGCUCCCCGGGGUCCUCAGGCCAUCCCAGCCCACAGAGCUACAGAAAACCUGCCAAGAGCCUCACGUCUUCUUCUCUCAAAGUCAGGGAGUUGUGUCGCCUUAAAGGCACCCUCACCGGGCCCGAAGAGGAGGCCUCCGUGAGACAGAGAGCCCCCUCCCACAAGCCUGUCAACGGAAUUCAAAGGCAAAGGAGAGUGGCCGCCAACGCGCGUGAGAGAAGGCGAAUGCACGGGCUCAACCAUGCGUUUGAUGAGCUGCGCAGCGUCAUCCCAGCGUUUGACAACGACAAGAAGCUCUCGAAGUAUGAAACUCUGCAGAUGGCGCAGAUUUACAUCAACGCCCUCGCCGAGCUUCUCCAAGGUCCGGUGUCCUCCUCCUCCUCCUCCAGCAGCAGCAGUAAUAACGACAUCUCCAACAACACCAGCUCGCCAAAGUGUGACAUUAUGCUCUCGUCCACCGCUGGUUAUGACGGGAUGAAAGACAGGGCCUCUCAGUCUCCCUCAACCUGCAGAGCAGCGGACCCUGCGCCCGUUUCAGGUAGCAGCUUACCUGUGCACAUCAGCGGGGUGCCCUUCUGUUCCUCCUUCGACGAAAGUUCGUUUUCCACUAGAGUUGAAAAAGCGAUGUGUUCCCCGUCUCCUUCGUCAUCUGCUCGGGCGGGCAGUUCGCAGUUUGCAAAUGGGAGGAAAGCGUCUCCCCGGAGCGACGGAGAGUUUUCCCCGCACUCCCACUUCAGUGACUCGGAUGAAAUAGCGAUGGAGCUUCAUUCGAGUGAAGAAGACGAUCUUUCAGAACUGAAGCUGCCCUCACACCAUCACCGCACAAUUUCCUUCUAAAUUCCCACAUAAAGACACAGUAUAGCGAAGUUUCUCUAUAGCUACAGUGAAGUAAUGUCCAUAAGACGUGUCAAUCAUAGCGAUAGUCCUGCGUUGACGAAAUGCGUUUGUAAGAGAAAUUCUUGCUUUUUGCAAAUAAAAGAAAAAGAAGUUUAAUGUUUAAUUUAACAUGUUGCAUCGUUUAAAGAUCUUUUUUUAAAAUGUGAGUAAGGCCUAAUUCGAUUCUGCCAAUAAAUAUCUAUCCUAUAAUUUUUCAGUCUCCAUGGAGACGUGGUUGGAAGACCCCUCUGCCAUGUCGCGCGCAGCACUGCCACGGGUAUUUCCCACGUCCCUCCAACCAAAAAGCUGUCUUCCACAAAAAAUCACAAGUUUAUGGAUAAUUGCUUAUAUUUGAUAAUGUAAAGACGUUUUUGUAGCUAUGAAAUGAGUUUUGUUGUGAUUUAUGUUUUUUUUUGUAAAAAUGAAUUUUGUUUUGCAACUUUAAAAGUUCAUGAUGUGCACUUUAAACUAUAAGAGCCAGAGGCUUUGUUUGUUGUUUGUUUGUUUUCACACCAUAAAUAUAAAAAUAGAGGUUUGCUUUGUUUGUUAGUGUAGUGCUGCCAACUCCAUACAAAUAGCCUAUUUAAUGUAGCCAUCAUUGCUGCCGCCUUUUGUAUUUUCUUUUUUUUUAUCUUCACAUCAGCUUGUGUGUCUUUUUUCUUUGGUUGGUAACUGUUUUUGUUCUUGUAUGUAAUGUAUUUAUUGCUCAUAGCCCAUGUUUCAUGUGAUUUGCUUUUUUUUAGUUAAAUUUGCCCCAGGAAAAAAGCAAUCAUUCGCCAUUCUUAGUUAUGUUAAUUUGAUUUUGGAAAUAAUAAAAAAAAAGCAAACGAAAA
This is a messenger RNA of Haplochromis burtoni (Burton's mouthbrooder), 2595 nucleotides long. RefSeq names its product atonal bHLH transcription factor 1a (gene atoh1a). The record is from RefSeq and is a predicted model, not a curated record. The transcript has 2 exons. Gene Ontology annotation, molecular function: protein dimerization activity. Lineage: Eukaryota; Metazoa; Chordata; Actinopteri; Cichliformes; Cichlidae. The coding region runs from base 608 to 1723 and encodes 371 amino acids.